Gossypium raimondii (Peruvian cotton) is the source of this 354-nucleotide messenger RNA. Lineage: Eukaryota; Viridiplantae; Streptophyta; Magnoliopsida; Malvales; Malvaceae. The record is from the annotation of a RefSeq genome assembly.
AUGACCAGAAUUAAACGGGGAUAUAUAGCUCGUAGACGUCGAAAAAAAAUUAGUUUAUUUGCAUCAAGCUUUCGAGGGGCUCAUUCAAGACUUACUCGAACUAUUACUCAACAAAGAAUAAGAGCUUUGGUUUCGGCUCAUCGGGAUAGAGAUAGGAAAAAAAGGGAUUUUCGUCGUUUGUGGAUCACUCGAAUAAAUGCAGUAAUUCGCGGAGUGGGGGUAUCCUAUAGUUAUAGUAGAUUAAUACACAAUCUGUACAAGAAACAGUUGCUUCUGAAUCGUAAAAUACUUGCACAAAUAGCUAUCUCAAAUAGGAAUUGUCUUUAUAUGAUUUCCAACGAGAUUAGAAAAUAA